Messenger RNA from Alosa alosa (allis shad), 803 nucleotides. RefSeq names its product claudin-15-like. The coding region runs from base 88 to 759 and encodes 223 amino acids. Gene Ontology annotation, molecular function: structural molecule activity. Lineage: Eukaryota; Metazoa; Chordata; Actinopteri; Clupeiformes; Clupeidae. Gene Ontology annotation, biological process: bicellular tight junction assembly; cell adhesion. The record is from RefSeq and is a predicted model, not a curated record. The transcript is spliced from 6 exons. Gene Ontology annotation, cellular component: bicellular tight junction; plasma membrane.
GGACCACUCGAGGGUCAGUGAUGAUCUCUCAUAUUAACCUUUGAAUCAUACUAAUAAAAUCAGAUCAGCUGGGCUAAGCUUACAAAAAUGAGAGACAUUUCGGAAGUUGCGGCUCUUUGUUUCGGCUUUCUGGGCUGGGCAACGAUCGGAAUAUCUUUGCAAGACAAAUACUGGAGGGAGUCGACCACAGAGGGUAGUGUCAUUACUACCUCCACGAUCUAUGGAAAUCUAUGGAUGUCAUGCGCCAGCGAUUCAUUGGGAGUUUAUAAUUGUCAUGAUUUUCAGUCGAUGCUUGCGCUUCCUGGUUAUAUUCAGGCAUGUCGAGCAUUUAUGAUUUCGGCUAUAGUGUUGGGAACAUUUGGGAUCAUCUCAACCUUGUUUGGUAUGCAGUGCUCAAAUGCGGGAGGAGAUAACUACAUCCUUAAGGGAAGAAUUGUGACUCUUGGUGGAUUAUGCUUCCUAUUGCAGGGCCUAUGUACAAUGGUUGCAGUGUCUUGGUAUGCUUUCACCAUCACUCAGGAGUUUUUUGACCCACUCUAUCCAGGAAUUAAGUAUGAGAUUGGAAAGGGUCUGUAUAUUGGCUGGAGCUCAGCUGUGCUUGCUCUCUGCAGUGGGUCCCUUUUGCUAUGCACCUGCAACCUGGAGACAGCAGAAAACAAAAUAGCACUUCCACCCCAGCCCCACACAAGAUCUCACAAGACCAGCAGAUCUCUAUCAGAGAGCACAUGUAGUCAAUAUGAAAAGAAUGCGUAUGUCUGAAGGAGGAAGAGCUCAUCAGGAUUAAAACUGGCCUGAUACAUAUA